Messenger RNA from Eimeria mitis, 690 nucleotides. RefSeq lists its product as uncharacterized. The transcript is spliced from 2 exons. Lineage: Eukaryota; Apicomplexa; Conoidasida; Eucoccidiorida; Eimeriidae. The record is from RefSeq and is a predicted model, not a curated record. Bases 1 to 690 code for a protein of 229 amino acids.
AUGGAGGCUGUUGGGGGAGCAGCAGCGAGGCGAACGAUGCGUAGCCUGGUGCCUGUUCCCCCCCCGGCAAACGACGAGGCUGGGCCGGUGGCUCUGGAGUUGCCUCCUAAGCCGAUUCCUCUGCCUCUGAGUGGCCAGCUGAACCCCUCAGCAUUCAUAACAAAUUUAUGGCUGAGCGUUCGUCUGUGUUCCCGCGGCUUCUCCCGCUCCGAUUUGCUGCUGAUCGCGCGUAGCCUCCCCAAGUCCGAGAUAGGUGUGGGCCAAUCGCAGCCGGUUGUAUUCAGAUUGCAGAAGCCUGCAUGCACAGCUCUGCUGGCCCCCACUGGCACCCUUUCUAUUAUGGGGGGUAUCACGAAGGAACAAGCGAUAUGGCAGGCGUAUAGGGUGGCAUAUAAACUCAAAUACAGAAGGGAAGACGAAGGCCAGCAGGCAACGGUGGAGUAUCUGUGCCACCCGGAUAUCGAGUUCAAGCCAGAGGCAGCAUCUGUAUUACAGCUAGUUUGCCGCGUUGACUUGGGCGGAUCAUUUCGCCCUGAUCUGCCUGCGGUUCUGCAACACCCGCAGAUGCGAACUGUUGCGAUCGACACGCGCGACGGCGUGGCCGUUAGAAUACCCCAAAUUCAAGAAGAAAGCGCAGCCGCCGGAACCCCUCUCAGUGACGCGCCCGAUGAAUUUGGUGAGAAGAAAUGA